This is a messenger RNA of Cotesia congregata, 1809 nucleotides long. The record is from the annotation of a GenBank genome assembly. Lineage: Eukaryota; Metazoa; Arthropoda; Insecta; Hymenoptera; Braconidae.
AUGUCGGAACCAUCAUCAAUAUAUCUCCUUGACAAGAGAUGUCACAUGGCGAUAAAGAAAGCCGCAAAACUUGUCUAUCAUACUUCUCUUCCCCGGAAAAGAGACAGAGAGGAUGUAAUCAAUAGAUUAAAACAAAAUCUAAAACAAGCAGACAGUACUACAUCGACUAAAAUCCGAAACCGAAGGACGCCCUGGUUUGGAUUCGUAGCUCGAAAAGCCUUCGGACUUAUGGAUUACGACGACCACGAACACAUUUCUCAUGAAAUAGACAAAUUAUACAAUGACCAAAGAGAGAUAACAACAUUCGUAAACAAUUCAACGCAUAUAAUAAAAUCAGAAAUAAACAAAAUCAUCUCCGAUCAAAACAACACUAAGGCCAGAGUCACCCUGCUGUCCAACACAAUCAAUAGCUACGCCACCAAGGUCGGGAACGAGAUCGAGAAAAUGAAACUACGUUUACAUUUUAUGCAAAGAGCCGACGAAAGAGUACAAAGAACGUCGAGUCUAUUACGCUACCUCAAGGAAGCUGAGUCAGCGAUAGAAGACGCUAAGAGAGGGGUCGUCUCAGGAGGAAUUUUUUCACCAGACCAACUGAGAAAUGCAACAAGAGAUAUUACAACUCGUUUUCCCAACCUAAAUCCACCUCAACCAGUGGACCACAUAAAUCUCCAGAUCCUAUCCAGCAUCGCAAAGGUGAACACGGGAAGAAUAGAUAAUGAAUUCCUAAUUAUAAUCACCCUAUCAUUGUUCAACCAAAUCACAUUCCAACUAUAUCAAAUAAGACCUAUACCUGUCCCUCAAACAAUCGGAGGAGCCAUGAGAAGCCUGCUGAUCCGGCCAAGCAAGGAUUAUCUCGCAAUAGACGCCUUACAAGAUCAAUACUUUUUAGCGGACACGGAAACCAUCAAAAAUUGCAAAACAAUUUCAACAGACAUAGCCUGUGAAAUUAACGUCCCCCUCAAAUCAAUAAAAGACAACACGGAGUGUGAACUACAGCUCUAUUUAAAGCCAAACAACGAGAUAAUGAAACAAUGCGACGUCCGAAUAUUGCCUAAAUGUUCAACGCAACUAAUAAAAUUACAUCAAUCGAAUUCCUGGGCUUAUUCUACCUAUAAGACAGAAAACUUUAUAAUAACAUGCGACUCAAGUAUACGCAUCGAACACCAGAUCCAUGGCUCGGGCACCUUCACCUUGUCCCCCGGCUGCGUCCUAACAAGUGAUCAUCUCGUAAUCAAAGGGACCGAAGAAGAAACAGACACAAUCGGUAUCUUCGCCUUCCCCACCAUAAACUUAACACAUCUGGUGACUAACCUCACCGAAAAACCAAAACCACCUCAUCUGCUGACAAACAUCGUCGAAGAACCAGUAGGGGAAAAUACCCUACUCUCUCCAUGGGGUGACAACCUCGAAGGAAACGAGAACAGACUCACGAGGAUUGGACUUCACCAUCAAGAAGAGUCAAAGCAUCGGUACAUCACAAUCGCAAACACAGGCGCAGUGCUUUCAAUUAUAACAUCCCUUGUACUUUUCUUUGGGUAUUAUUACUACGGUUGUUGUUGCAACUGCCUCAAACCUCUGCAAAAAUUUAAAACAAGAAAACAAAAAUCGUUCCAAGGAAAGACAAACGAAACAUUCGAACUCACGGACACAAUUUCAACGUACCCAAGUCGACCAGGAUCCCCAGGACCAGCAAAACACCAACAAAGUCUACCAGGAGUUCACGGACGACAGAAAAUAACACCAUCAACGCCAUCCGCACCAGCAUUCGACUCGCUGACUACGACUACAACUAAAAUGAAUAAAAAUUAA